AUGGAUAACUUCAAUGACGCUUUCAUUAAAAACUUCACAACAAUUGCCCUGGGUGUAAUCAUCAACUACAUCAAUGGAACCUUUGUGUAUAUUUUCUUCAAGAGUCAUAUUUUCUACAGUGACCCGAGGUAUAUUCUAUACAUUCACCUGGUGAUCAACGACAUGAUUAUGUUGUCUUUUGCAGUGAUGCUACAGGUUAUAACAUAUGCGCUUCCAUAUGGCCUGAAUAUGUUUGUUUGCUGUAUGAUGCUUGUAAUCACAAGCACAACCAACAGAAACAGUCCAUUGAACUUAGCAGGCAUGGCCAUAGAGCGCUACAUUGCUGUCUGUAAGCCCCUGCUCAGUGACAUCAUCAUUGUGCUCGCUACUAAACCAUUCACAAUUUUUUCCACAGGCGUUCUAUGUUAUAACUAUGCUGUUUAUGGUUCCCCAUAUCAUGAUGCUACGUCCACGGCGGUCCAUAUUGUUAACCUGUCAUUUGUAUUUCUGACAUUGUUCGUUACUUAUUUUAAGGUCCAUUUUGCUGCAAAAGCUGCCAUAACAGACCCAGCGUCGGCUCGAAAGGCUCGUAACACAAUAUUGUUACAUGGGGUUCAGCUUCUGUUCUGCAUGCUGGGGUAUAUCACGCCCCUAACCAAUAUGAUUCUCUUGUCUCUCUUCCCAAAUAAGCGAACAACCAUUCUGUUCUCAAAUUUCCUUUUCACCAAUGUUUUGCCACGUCUCUUAAGCCCAGUGAUUUACGGUUUAAGAGAUCAGAAAUUUGCCAAGUAUAUGAGAGCAGCCGAAAGCUUCAUCUCCCAGUGGGCAGUAGGAUACAUCCUUCCCCAAAUCGAUGACCAUAAAUUUGGCUGGAUCAAGGGUCAUUCCACCACCCACUGCCUCUUGGACCUUACCAACGAGCUGUACAAGCACUCCAAUAAGCCUGGCUUCAUCUGUUCACUGGUCACCACUGAGUUUAGCAAGGCCUUUUAA
Messenger RNA from Oncorhynchus masou masou (cherry salmon), 972 nucleotides. RefSeq names its product odorant receptor 131-2-like. Gene Ontology annotation, molecular function: olfactory receptor activity; odorant binding. The record is from RefSeq and is a predicted model, not a curated record. Gene Ontology annotation, cellular component: membrane. NCBI's taxonomy places the organism in Eukaryota, Metazoa, Chordata, Actinopteri, Salmoniformes, Salmonidae. Bases 1 to 972 code for a protein of 323 amino acids. Gene Ontology annotation, biological process: detection of chemical stimulus involved in sensory perception of smell. The transcript has 3 exons.